CUGCUGCCGCACUGACGAAGACGCUGUCUGUGUGGACGGGCUGGCUUUCCUACGUUUAGAGCCUCAAGCAUGGAGCAGGACAACACUUCAGAGGAUGAGUCAGUCGGUCCAUCAGAAGAUGAACUGCCUUGUAUACCUCCAGGGAUCUCCGAUGGUGAAACGUUGGAGCUGCUCUGGCAGCUGCGCGCCCAGCGCCGCCAGUCAUCCCCCGAUCUCCCAGAGACGGUAACCUGUCUCACUGCCCCUGACGGCAGCCUCCUGUACCUGGUGGGCACCGCUCACUUCAGUGACAGCAGCAAAAAGGAUGUGGCCACGACGAUCCGAGCUGUACAGCCAGACGUGGUCGUGGUGGAGCUCUGCCAGUACAGGGUGUCAAUGUUAAAGAUGGACGAGAGCACUCUGCUGAAGGAAGCCAAAGACAUCAACCUGGAAAAGGUUCAGCAUGCUAUCAAGCAGAACGGGCUGAUGUCGGGCCUCAUGCAGAUUCUCCUGCUCAAAGUGUCUGCUCACAUCACAGAGCAACUGGGCAUGGCACCCGGAGGAGAGUUUAGGGAGGCGUUCAAAGAGGCUGGGCGGGUACCGUUUUGUAAAUUUCACCUCGGGGACAGGCCAAUCCCAGUGACGUUCAAGAGAGCCAUUGCAGCUCUCAGUCUGUGGCAGAAGGCCCGCCUUGCUUGGGGCCUUUGCUUUCUGUCUGACCCAAUCAGUAAGGAAGACGUGGAGAAGUGCAAACAGAAGGACCUCCUGGAGCAGACCAUGUCUGAGAUGAUCGGCGAGUUUCCAGCUCUUCACCAAACCAUAGUGGCUGAAAGAGACAUCUACCUCACACACACACUCCGCCAGGCUACACGCUGUGUGGAGGCUCCCUCUAAUGCCCAGAAAGUGCCUGCUGUGGUGGUGGGAGUCGUGGGGAUGGGUCACGUCCCCGGCAUUGAAAGAAACUGGGAAAAGCAGCUCAAUAUUAAUGAAAUCAUGAGUGUUGCGCCCCCCUCACGUUUCGGCUGGGUGUUGCGAAUUUUAAUAAAGGGCGUCAUGGUGGGCAUGCUGGGAUACGCCUGCUACCGCGUUGGAGGGAGUCUCGGCAGAGCCCUGCAGUCUUUGCACGCAGUCCAAUCACUACUGGAGACGCUGCGGCCGACCCCCGCCGGACCCCCGCCGCUCUCCUCCGAGCUAUGAGUGACACAAACGGCACUCGUUGAAACAAUGCAUCUACCACCAAUGGCCUUA
This is a messenger RNA of Salarias fasciatus (jewelled blenny), 1227 nucleotides long. RefSeq names its product TraB domain containing (gene trabd). Lineage: Eukaryota; Metazoa; Chordata; Actinopteri; Blenniiformes; Blenniidae. The record is from RefSeq and is a predicted model, not a curated record. Bases 70 to 1176 code for a protein of 368 amino acids. The transcript has 10 exons.